Prorocentrum cordatum is the source of this 510-nucleotide messenger RNA. Lineage: Eukaryota; Dinophyceae; Prorocentrales; Prorocentraceae. The record is from the annotation of a GenBank genome assembly.
AUGCGGGUAGCCGGGACACAGCAGCAAGAAGCCUGCUCGUUUGUAUCCACAUCCGCCCGGGCUUGCUCCCUCGCGCCGGCCCUCUCGGUGCUCGGCCCCGGCGGCGGGCGCGGCGAGGGCGUCGCUCCUCCAGAGGCUUUGGGAGGCUGCGGGGGCCGCCCGCGGUGCGGCGCGGCCGCCGUUCUGCGCCAGCAGGGGUGGAGCGAGGGGUGCCUGCCGUGCCCGAGCCGCUCCGCAGGGCGAGCUCCGAGUGGUGUGCGCCAUUCGCCCUCCCGGUCUCCGCGCCGCCCAGAGGAGGCGGAGGAGGAGGAGGAGGAGGAGGAGGGCGCCGCCGUCGGCCUCUCCGCGCGGGCCCCGCGCCCGUCGGGUGCGGGCGGGCGGUCGCGGCUCGAUGCCGCGUGGCCCUCUCUGGCCUGGCGUCGCUCGGGCGUGCGCGCGCCUUCUCGGCGAGGGCCCUCGCGGAGCAGAGUGGAGCCUCGCGCGAAAGAUACAGGCCUCGGAACAAAUUAG